This is a messenger RNA of Arabidopsis thaliana (thale cress), 1478 nucleotides long. It is a transcript of the gene UGE3, whose product is annotated as UDP-D-glucose/UDP-D-galactose 4-epimerase 3. The record is from RefSeq and is marked reviewed. Gene Ontology annotation, molecular function: UDP-arabinose 4-epimerase activity; UDP-glucose 4-epimerase activity. Gene Ontology annotation, biological process: UDP-L-arabinose biosynthetic process; galactose metabolic process; capsule polysaccharide biosynthetic process. Bases 269 to 1324 code for a protein of 351 amino acids. The transcript has 9 exons. NCBI's taxonomy places the organism in Eukaryota, Viridiplantae, Streptophyta, Magnoliopsida, Brassicales, Brassicaceae.
UAUUUGGUCAAAAAGGUGUAUAAAGUUUGUUAUAACAAGUUAGUUAUAUAAACCCUCACGAAUUCAAGAAACCAAUCAAAAGCAAAAAAGCUUUCUCUUUCUCUACCUUUUUCCUUAAUUUCACUUUUGCGGCGUCGUUCUUAUCUACUCACAAGAAAGCAACCGAUCAAAUAACUCCCAGAAUAAAGAAAGACUCAAACUUUAUUCUCUCUCUCUUUCUUAAAUAGUGAAGAAAGCUUCGAUUUUGGGAAGUGGGUUUGUUCGAAAAAUGGGUUCUUCUGUGGAACAGAACAUUUUGGUGACUGGUGGUGCUGGAUUCAUUGGAACACAUACUGUUGUUCAGCUUUUGAAUCAGGGUUUUAAGGUUACGAUCAUUGAUAAUCUUGAUAACUCUGUCGUUGAAGCUGUUCAUAGGGUUAGGGAACUUGUUGGUCCUGAUCUCUCUACCAAGCUUGAAUUCAAUCUGGGUGAUCUAAGAAACAAAGGAGAUAUUGAGAAACUCUUUUCCAAUCAGAGAUUUGAUGCUGUGAUUCACUUUGCUGGUCUUAAAGCUGUGGGAGAAAGUGUUGGAAACCCUCGUCGUUACUUUGAUAAUAACUUAGUUGGAACUAUCAAUCUAUAUGAGACCAUGGCAAAAUACAACUGCAAAAUGAUGGUGUUUUCGUCGUCUGCAACAGUUUAUGGUCAACCUGAAAUAGUCCCAUGUGUGGAAGACUUUGAGUUACAGGCUAUGAAUCCUUAUGGUCGUACUAAGCUGUUUCUUGAAGAGAUAGCUAGAGACAUUCACGCUGCGGAACCAGAAUGGAAGAUAAUUCUUCUGAGGUACUUCAAUCCGGUUGGAGCUCACGAGAGUGGAAGAAUUGGAGAAGAUCCAAAGGGCAUACCGAAUAAUCUCAUGCCUUAUAUCCAACAAGUGGCGGUUGGAAGAUUACCUGAACUCAAUGUAUUUGGACAUGAUUAUCCUACCAUGGAUGGUAGCGCGGUUAGAGACUACAUCCAUGUAAUGGAUUUAGCAGAUGGCCAUGUGGCUGCGUUAAACAAAUUGUUUUCAGACUCAAAGAUUGGCUGUACUGCUUAUAAUCUUGGCACUGGUCAAGGAACUUCUGUCUUAGAAAUGGUUUCUUCUUUUGAAAAAGCUUCUGGCAAGAAAAUACCUAUCAAGCUAUGUCCAAGAAGAGCUGGAGAUGCAACAGCUGUUUAUGCUUCAACUCAGAAAGCUGAGAAGGAACUUGGCUGGAAGGCAAAAUAUGGAGUUGAUGAGAUGUGCAGAGAUCAAUGGAACUGGGCAAAUAAGAAUCCAUGGGGUUUCCAGAAGAAGCCUUGAUUGAUUUUGUUUUGUUUCACCACUCAAUAUAAAGAAAAAAAAAGAUAUAGAUGUCGUUUUAUUUUCCUGCAUCUAUUUGAUUUCUCUCUUCAAAAAAAGUUGUAUUGAACUCGUCAUCUUUCGGUUAAUAAAGUAUAAAGUUUAUCUACAUUGC